AUGAUGUCUGACGAGGCGGGGUGAAAGGAAAUGGAGGGGGCAAAAAAAAAAAAAAGAGGAAAGCUUUUUGGGCUGCAUGUGGUCAAGCAUCUUCAAAGCCUCCGACUUGGUAAUGCACGGUAUCCGGGCCGCCCCCUAAACCGCCGAGUUCCAUCUCAACCUUGUACAAGUCAGGCAGGGACAAGACUGGGUAUAUUAGAUACAGGCCAUGGCGCACAUGUGUCAAACCCUGCAUGUACGACCUUUUUUUUUUUCCUCCCUCUCUUAAUCUCCCUUUGUGCCACUGGAAAAUCCCACGCGCGGUCUGACGUUUGAACGGACAGGCCCUAGCACAAACCUGUUGGGCGCUAAUCACAUCGCCGUCGUGAAUGAAACACGUCAAGGGCAAAAAAGUCAAGUUUUUCAGUUCAUCAUGAUGCAUUUCCUAGCACUCCCUCUCCUCUCCCUCCUCCUCGGUGCGGCGUCGCCGGGGCUGGCAUCACCGCACCCGCAGAGCCCCAUGCUGCUGGAGAACCGGCAACAGGGGCCGACAAAGUACGAGGUCAAGAAGCCGCCGCUGGAUACGGACUGGACGUACAAGCUAGGCACGAACCCGUGGCCCGAGCACCCGCGUCCGCUGCUCAAGCGUCCCGACUGGCAGACCCUCAACGGCAUCUGGACGUUCCGCAAGACAGACAACAGCACCGCCGCGCAGCCGCCUUCGGGCCUGCUGGACAGCGAGACCUUGAUUCCCAGCUGCGUCGAGAGCGGGAUCUCGGGCCUGCAGGAGCUCGACGCAGAGUUCAUGUGGUUUGCGCGGAGGUUCUCGGUGCCUGACGGCUGGCGGGCGAGCGGCAAGCGCGUGUUGAUCAACUUUGAGGCCGUCGACUACGAGAGCCGCGUCUUUGUCAACGGCAAGGAGCUGGCCAGCCACGUCGGUGGGUAUUUCCGCUACAGCGUCGACGUCACUGACUCGCUGGCCUCGAACGGCACCGACAACCUCCUCACCGUGUGGGUGCGCGACCCAACCGACAGGCAGGGGUCGUUUGCGCCCAUCGGCAAGCAGACGACAAGGCCGUCGCACAUCUUUUACCGCGCCUGCUCGGGCAUCUGGCAGACCGUCUGGCUCGAGUCGGUGCCGGCAUCCGGGAGGAUCACGCAACUCGACGUUGCGGCGGGCAGCGAUGGUAAAGUGACGGUCAAGGCGCACAGCAGCGCCAAUGGGACCACGGCCGAGGUCGAGGUCAAGGUUACCGAUGCGUCUGGGACCGAGGUCGGGUCUGGCAAGGGGUCUGCCAACACGGAGUUCCAGUUCACCGUCAACUCGCCCAAGGUCUGGUGGCCAGAGAGCCCGACCCUGUACAACCUGACGGUUAAGAUGGGAGAUGACAGUGUGAGCAGCUACACGGCUUUCAGGACCGUCAGUCGUGGUGAGGUCAAUGGCAUACAGAGGCCGCUGCUCAAUGGCGAAUUUGUGUUUCAAUUCGGCACCUUAGAUCAGGGGUACUGGCCUGAUGGACUUCACACGCCACCAAACUAUGAGGCCAUGGUGUCUGAUCUGAAGCUGCUCAAGAGCAUUGGGAUGAACAUGGUUCGGAAGCAUAUUAAAAUCGAACCCGACCUCUUCUACCGCGCCUGCGACGAGAUCGGUCUCAUGGUGAUCCAGGACAUGCCCUCCAUGUGCGCCGACGGCCGCCAGCCCAACGACGCCGAGCAGGCCGAGUUCGGCCGACAGCUGGAGCUCAUGAUCGAGGAGCACAAGUCGUACCCGUCCAUCGUGACCUGGGUCAUCUACAACGAGGGCUGGGCUCAGCGCCGCGACGGCCCCCCCUGGCCCGAGAACUCGCUCGUCCAGCGCGUGCGCGCCCUCGACCCGACAAGGCUGAUCGACGCCGUCAGCGGCUGGAACGAUCACGGAUUUGGCGACUUUUCCGACAACCACCACUACGCCUCGCCGCAGUGCGGCACGCCCUUCUACUCGCAGCCCGCCGGGCCGCAUGACAGCGCCCGGAUUGGGUUCCAGGGCGAGUUUGGAGGCUUGGGAAUGAACACUACCAUUGAGCACCUGUGGAACGUAGCCGACGCCAUCCGCGACAUCCCACAGACGUACGAGAUCCACCUCACCGGCGACUCGUACAACUACCGGGCCUCGCAGCUUCUGAACGAGCUGGCCGAACAGGUCAAGCGCUUCGAGUGCUCCGGCGCCGUCUACACGCAGACGAGCGACGUCGAGGGCGAGGUCAACGGACUGGUGACGUACGACCGCCGCGUGACGAGGAUUGACAAGGAGCAGUGGAAGAAGGACAUCCAAAAGAUGUACGACGAGGCUGCCCAGAGAGGCGGUAGAGCCGUCGGUGGGAAGUGAUAUGUGAGAUAAAUGGAGCUUUUGGUACAUAUCUGGGGUGUCUAUAGUUGCCUCGGUGGGGCGGCAAGCAUUGUUUUGGUUACGGUUGUAAUGCAGACCUGCCUAGAGGAUUUCCUAAGAUCGGCAGUCCCUCUAGUUAAUGAUUUAGCUAUUUUUAGACUAUUCGUAAAGUAAUUCCUUUUCCA
Molecule: messenger RNA, 2529 nt
Organism: Pyricularia grisea
Lineage: Eukaryota; Fungi; Ascomycota; Sordariomycetes; Magnaporthales; Pyriculariaceae
Exons: 3
Coding region: 413-2344 (643 amino acids)
Biological process (GO): carbohydrate metabolic process
Molecular function (GO): hydrolase activity, hydrolyzing O-glycosyl compounds
Source: RefSeq, a predicted model, not a curated record